AUGGCCACGGAAAUUCAGUCCGAUCCCAUAGAGUCCACGGACAAACAUCACAGGCUGGAACUGCCUGCAAGCUGUGACCCACCGCCAGGUGGUGACUCAAAUCACCAGCUAGUUUGGAUUGUAAGUGAUGCUAAAUGGGCUUCGGGCGAUGUAAUGGAGUUAACAAAGUAUUUCAAGAUUUUCGGCGGCACUGGGCACAUGGGUCGCUCCCUAGUCAAGUGUGCUCUCGGGCAUGGAGAUUUUGUCGUCUCCGUGGGGCGGGUGUUUGAGCACAGCCCCCAAGAGGCCUUGAGCAAGAGCGACAACUUUCUUCGAGCUGAUUGUGACGUUCGUUCCCGCGAGUCAGUACUCAAGGCUGUCCAGCGCGCCCUUGACCAUUUCGGGCGUAUCGAUGUUGUGGCCAACUGCUCCGGAUACGGCGUGAUCGGCGCGUGCGAGGACCAAGACGAGCACGACCUGCGCAAUCAGUUUGAGACAAACUUUAUGGGGACAGUCCAUAUAAUCCAUGCGACCCUUCCCUAUUUUCGGCGCCAGAACAGUGGUCGUUAUCUCAUCUUCAGUUCUACUUCCGGCGCCCUGGGAGUACCUGGUCUAGGUCCCUACUGUGCAACAAAAUAUGCAGUCGAGGGACUCAUCGAAGGGAUGCUCUACGAGACGGAUGCUUUCAACAUCAAAACCACGCUGAUCGAGCCUGGGCUCGUUAGGAGGGAUGAGCCAGAUACUGGCGACGGCCUGUUGCCGACAUGGGGCCAUUUCCUCAUCAAACCUCCCUCUGAGGGCUAUGCUCAUGCAACAUCACCAGCCUUGCAUGCAAAGAGAAUGGUGCAAUGGCUUGGGGAUCGUCAGCCAACUAGUGCAGUGAAGUGUGCCGAACUUGUGUGGCAGCUAGCACACUGUUCAUACCCACCUUUAAGGCUGCUACUGGGGAGUUAUGCUAUCGAGAGCAUCCGCGAUAGAAUGCGGUCAGUCACGGAAGAAUUGGAGGAUUGGAAGCACCUCAACUUCCCUGCGAGUGGUGAAAGCGAGCAGCAAGCCCAUGAAGAUACUACCAUGACCGAAGACAUUACGGUUGGGUGA
Geosmithia morbida is the source of this 1077-nucleotide messenger RNA. Its product is annotated as Short-chain dehydrogenase. The transcript has a single exon. Bases 1 to 1077 code for a protein of 358 amino acids. Lineage: Eukaryota; Fungi; Ascomycota; Sordariomycetes; Hypocreales; Bionectriaceae. The record is from RefSeq and is a predicted model, not a curated record.